This is a messenger RNA of Elephantulus edwardii (Cape elephant shrew), 1388 nucleotides long. It is a transcript of the gene UBFD1, whose product is annotated as ubiquitin family domain containing 1. The record is from RefSeq and is a predicted model, not a curated record. NCBI's taxonomy places the organism in Eukaryota, Metazoa, Chordata, Mammalia, Macroscelidea, Macroscelididae. The transcript is spliced from 7 exons. Gene Ontology annotation, molecular function: RNA binding; cadherin binding. Bases 169 to 1104 code for a protein of 311 amino acids.
CGUGGCAGGGGCUGGCCUGGGAAGCGGAGGAGGCGGGUCUCCAUAGAAACCUCCACUUGUUUCCGGCCAGGCUGUGCGAGAUUAGGGGCUACUGCGGGGGCCAAUCUCAGCUAGCUCGCCUUUUCCCGGCGACCUCUGCGGGAGCAGUAGGUGUUGUACACAAUCAUCAUGGCGGCAGCUGGAGCCCCGGAUGGCAUGGAGGAACCUGGCAUGGACACGGAGGCCGAGACGGCGGCGGGCGAGGCGCCCGCGCGGCCUCUCAACUGCGUGGAGGCCAAGUCCGCGGCGGGGGCGGCGGCGGCCGCCGAGGACUCGUGCGCUGCGCGAAGCAGCCUGCAGCCGGCGCCUGCCCAGCCCCCCGGGGACCCCGGCGCGCAGGCCUCGGUCAGCAACGGCGAGGACGCGGGCGGUGGCGCCGGCAGGGAGCUGGUGGACUUGAAGAUCAUCUGGAACAAGACCAAGCACGACGUCAAGUUCCCCCUAGACAGUACCGGCUCGGAACUGAAGCAGAAGAUUCACUCGAUUACAGGUCUCCCGCCUGCCAUGCAGAAAGUCAUGUAUAAGGGCCUUGUCCCUGAGGAUAAGACACUGAGAGAGAUAAAAGUGACCAGUGGGGCCAAGAUCAUGGUGGUUGGCUCCACGAUAAAUGAUGUCCUAGCCGUAAACACGCCCAAAGAUGCUGCCCAGCAGGACUCCAAGGCCGAAGAAAACAAGAAGGAGCCUCUCUGCAGACAGAAACAACACAGGAAAGUGUUGGAUAAAGGAAAACCUGAAGAUGUGAUGCCUUCGGUCAAGGGUGCCCAGGAGCGCCUGCCAACAGUACCCUUAUCUGGCAUGUACAAUAAGUCUGGAGGGAAAGUGAGGCUCACCUUUAAGCUUGAACAAGACCAGCUGUGGAUUGGCACUAAAGAGCGGACUGAAAAAUUGCCCAUGGGCUCCAUUAAAAAUGUGGUCAGUGAACCUAUCGAAGGACACGAAGACUACCACAUGAUGGCGUUUCAAUUGGGCCCCACGGAAGCCUCUUACUACUGGGUGUACUGGGUUCCAACUCAAUAUGUGGAUGCAAUCAAGGACACUGUGCUGGGGAAAUGGCAGUAUUUUUGAAAGCACUUUCACCUCUGGCCCAGGAGACCGACCCAAAGUGAAGGACAUUGCUGGGAGUGGCCUGCAGCAUCCCUGGAUUUCAGAGUUCUGGAACUUUGGUUUUUUUUUUAAAAGAAAGAAAAAAAAAAUCUAUAUCCGAUCUAAGGUGAAGUGGUGACCGAAGCCAGAGGUGAUGUACUUUCACCAUUAGCUUAAUUUUAACUUAAAUCACCGAUUCCCUUUCUUGCAGUCAGCUUCAUACCAUUUUUAAAGUCGUUGUGGUGGAAAUCAAUAAAUCUGAAUUC